Dendrobium catenatum is the source of this 1390-nucleotide messenger RNA. Its product is annotated as heparan-alpha-glucosaminide N-acetyltransferase. NCBI's taxonomy places the organism in Eukaryota, Viridiplantae, Streptophyta, Magnoliopsida, Asparagales, Orchidaceae. The record is from RefSeq and is a predicted model, not a curated record.
CUUAUGAUAUUUGUCGAUUACGCGGGUUCUGUUUUUCCAUUUGUUGCUCAUUCCCCAUGGCAUGGUGUACGUUUGGCUGAUUUUGUGACACCAUUUUUUCUCUUUAUUGCCGGGAUAUCUCUUUCACUUGUAUACAAGAAAACAUCAAACAAAUUACGAGCAACACAGCAAGCAGUGCUGAGGGCACUAGAACUUUUCCUGCUUGGCAUUCUUCUGCAGGGCGGCUACUUUCAUGGAGUAAAUUCUCUAUCAUUUGGUAUUGAUGUCGAAAAGAUCCGUUGGUCUGGUAUUUUGCAGAGGAUAGCUGUUGGGUACGUUGUUGCUGCUGUAUGUGAAAUAUGGUUGUCAAAUACUCCGAGGAAUGCAGGGCACGUUGGUGUUUUUUUCAGAAACUAUUUUCUCCAUUGGAUUGUUUUGGUCUCAUUAUCCGGAAUAUACUUGGGUCUGCUAUAUGGCUUGUAUGUACCAGAUUGGCAAUUUGAAGUUCAACAAGCUAACCUGUCAGAUUUUUAUAAGAAUAGUACUUAUAUUAUUAAAAAGGUUACUUGUGGGGUUAGAGGUGACCUUGGCCCGGCAUGCAACUCUGCUGGAAUGAUUGAUCGUUAUGUCCUUGGCAUUGAACACCUGUACAAGAAAUCAGCCUACAGAAAUCUAAAGGUUUGUCAGAAUACUGAUGGUGGUGGCUUCUCAGAUAACCUGCCUUCAUGGUGCCAAGCACCAUUUGACCCUGAAGGGAUUUUAGGAUCCUUUAUGACUGCGGUGACUUGCAUCCUUGGUCUUCAAUAUGGCCACAUCCUUGUGCAGUUGGAGGAUCAUAAGGAUCGCCUCAAACAUUGGUUGCAAUUUUCCAUUUCAGUUUUUUCAUUUGGUUUAUUUCUUUAUCUUAUAGGUGAUCCCCUGAACAAACAGUUAUACACUGUUAGUUACGCCCUUCUAACAACAGGCUCAGCAGGCCUCACUUUUUGUGCUCUGUACGUUCUGGUAGAUGUUGGUGGAUACCGUUGCCUUACAUGCAUUUUAGAAUGGAUGGGGAGGCAUUCUCUGAGUAUCUUUAUUCUUGUACCAUCUAACAUAGCUAUCAUUAUUCUUCAAGGAUUUUAUUGGAGAACCCCCAAAAACAACAUUGUUCACUGGGUCUUAUCCUUCACUGCUCACAGGUAACUUGUUUGUAUAGUGAAAGUUCAAGCUCUUUUUAAGGCCUUACAGGUAACUUGUUUGUAUAUUGAAAGUUCAAGCUCUUUUUAAGGCCUUUUCUUCUUAUAUUUAAUGCGGACAAUGUAUUCCAACAUUCUGUGUCAUAUUUGUUAAAUUUACAUAAUUUUUUUUUAAUAUAUCACACGGAAUUAUAUGAUCAUGUUAGGGUUUAUAAAUAAAGAAGAUUCACUACAAA